Caenorhabditis sp. 36 PRJEB53466 is the source of this 1976-nucleotide messenger RNA. The record is from the annotation of a GenBank genome assembly. Lineage: Eukaryota; Metazoa; Nematoda; Chromadorea; Rhabditida; Rhabditidae.
AUGAAUUUCAAACACGCACUAAUCAUCUGUCUCAUCGUCGCCGACGCCGUGCUGGCGGCGAAUUCGAUCGAAGAGCUGCAAUGCAAUCGGAUCGGCGAUUUCAAGGACGACCGACACAUUCACUUCAUCUUUUUCGUCGAUCGGACACUCGAAGGGCCGCUUGUGAGUUGCCAGUCACUUGCGAAUCCUACAAAUGAAUUGGUUGCGAAACGAAAAUUGAAAACAUUUUGCAGCUGACUCGUCUGUACUACCUUCUGAAGGCGAUCGCGUGCGAGAUUCCGCUGAGCGACAAGAUCACGGCGAUCGUCGGAAAGUACUCGGGAAAAUCGACGGAUAUUCAGCAGAACGGAAUGAGCAUCGACAAGAUUCCCGACUAUUUGAGCGGCGCCCGACAAGGUAGUCAGAGUUGUGGUCGUGGUGAUCCCGAAAAAGUCUCGGCCAAGAGUUUCCUAGGCUAAAGACGUUUUGCCACCCGACCAACAAUGUUUUCUCGAUUUCAGACGAAUUCGGAGGGUGUCAAAGUUUCCGGAACGCCCUCGGCCACGUGCCCGCACCCUCUCUCGACCACCCGAACGUCCAUUUCAUCGUUCCGAUGUUCGGCGACGAGCACGACUGCUACCUGCGAACAUUUCAGACCCAAUUCAAAGACGAUUCGCGCAAAGAGAACUUCUUCUUCAACGGAAUUCUCAUAAACGCACAGUUGACGGAGAAGAACAAUCAGUCGGUUCGCGUCUUUAUUCCCGAUCUCAUCGAGGCGAUCGAUCCGGAUGGUAAUCAGUGGCAAACGAUGGAAAAACAUGUGAAGUGAAUGUGUAAUAUUCAGAGCCGUCGCUCAAGUACUCUCCGAAUAUAAGUGUCGUUCAGAACAGCGAGCCAUUGUUUCAAAGUUACUCGAGAAUGUAAGUGUGCGCCAGAGGAGAAGAGCAAUAAUUUAACGGUUUCAGGCUUCAUGACAUUUUGCUCGGGAAAAGUGUUCACGAUUGGGAGUUUGUGGAGACAACCACUACCACUACAACAACCCGAACAUCCUCCCAAAAGUCGGUUGCCGACGAUGAAGAGGAGAUGUUAAUUGAGCACGACGCUGAGCGAACAACAAGUGAAUCCACAACGGUCACGUCGCGGACAAGUUCUACAGUAACCUCUACAGUAUCUACAGCAGUAGUCCGUUCAAAUGUUAGCACUGUUGUGCCAUCGUCUACUACCCGGAAAUAUUUGAACAUCAGCACAACUUUGACAAGAACAACUGCCAAGAACACUUCUACAACGCAACCGGAUAAAAGAAUAAGAAUUCAUGAGGUGACGACGUCGGAAAACGUUUUCGAGUACAAUCCUGACGACGAGGAAGACUCGGAAGAGAUGGCAAAAGCAUCGGGAGACGUGACAUCGAAAGGAGACAAAUUGUCGGAAGAACUCGACAUUCCAUGGGCGACCACUCGUAUCCCAGGUGACUUUUCGCCCAAAUAUCGUAGUAAUAACCUUCUUGUCGCUCUCAGGCUGGGAAGCCGACUUCAUGAUGUACGUGCUGCUGCUGCUGCUGCUCAUCUGGCUGUUCUGUCUCUUCAUGUGCCUCAUCUGGAUGUUUUAUUGUGCGAAACGGAAGAAGGACAAGAUUGAGAACGAGGCGGAGCGCCAACGGAUUCCACUUCUCGAGCACGAAAUAAACGAUGCGCCGGCCACGAAUUUGGCGUCGUCGAAAAGUGGAGAGAAUGAAGGAGAGGAGGAGGAGGAGGCGUGGAAGAAUGUGAGUGGUCCCCCCGAUCGGAUGACGUGGAUUCAGGAUUCCUUUUCAUUUCCAGAUCACGCCCGCCAUGUACGUGGAAGCGCUGGAAAGUGUGCGUCAACCACCGCUCGCCGCCCGAUACCGGCCCGUCGAAGUCUCGGAAUUCGAGGACGGACGGCACGACGAGGAGGCCAACGAGGCGCCCCGACACGGUUUCGUUCCCGCCAAAAAGAGUGCCGAGCUCCGUUUCGAAUGA